This is a messenger RNA of Cyphellophora attinorum, 1545 nucleotides long. RefSeq names its product putative transporter. The record is from RefSeq and is a predicted model, not a curated record. Gene Ontology annotation, molecular function: transmembrane transporter activity. Gene Ontology annotation, biological process: transmembrane transport. NCBI's taxonomy places the organism in Eukaryota, Fungi, Ascomycota, Eurotiomycetes, Chaetothyriales, Cyphellophoraceae. The coding region runs from base 1 to 1545 and encodes 514 amino acids. The transcript is spliced from 4 exons.
AUGGCUACAAUCAAAGAUGUCGAGCGAACGCCCAGCACCCAGAGACUUGACCCUGCAGGGCGGCCCCUGUCGCCGACCCCAACGUCGGAUAAGCUGGACCCGCUGAACUGGAACACGCGACGAAAGUACACUUGCAUUGGCAUUGUCAUUUACAGCUAUUUCCUCCUGACAUAUUUCACAACCUCCACAAUCCCGUCUUUCGCCUUCUUGAUGGUCCAGCUGGAUGUGGACUACAACCAUGUCAACUGGACCUUCGCUCUACCAUGUUUCGGGCUGGCUGUCGGACCACUACUGGUGGGAGCACUCGCAGAUACGUAUGGACGGAGACCAGUCCUGAUCUUGUCCACGUGCAUUGCUGUGAUCGCCAGUGGAUGUACAGCAAUUGAAGGAAUCAACUUUGCCGGCUACAUGGCUGCCAGGUUCUUUCAAGGUCUUGGAGCUGGUCCAGCCGCCAAUGUCGGCCUAUGCAUCAUCAAUGACUUGAGUUGGGAGCAUGAAAGAGGCACACGAGUCGGACUGUGGACUAUUGCCGCCAACUGUGGCACGAUCAUGGGCGGUGUCAUCGGUGGACUUCUCGCGGAGUCAGGCCAAUGGGUCGCCUAUCACGUCACGAUCCUCUAUGCAGUCCUUCUAUUAUCGCAGUGUCUGCUUCUGCCAGAGACUCUGUAUCCUCGAGCUGUCAUGGUGGCGGCCGAGGUGCAGCACAACUCAUUGACAAACUUGAAGAGAACGAAGCAGUUGGGAUACUUCAACCUCCUGAAAGUACCAGGUGUGGCCCAUCCGAAGCCUUGGACGACCAUAACACAGUUCAUCCGCCUGUUUGCAUACCCAACUGUGGUCAUAAGUGUCUUCAGCUAUUGUUUCCUACACUACUGGUGGAUCUGCGGCAUCACAACAAUCGUUCCUGCUGCAUAUGAGCAAGACACUCCACGUGUGCAGGGCGCCCUCCUCAUAGGUUUACUUGUGGGCCUCUUGGCAGCAGAAUUGUUCUGCUCCGGACAUCUGAGUGACAAGAUCAUGGUAUGGAUGACACGUAAGAGUGGAGGGGAGAGACUGCCGGAGAACCGACUAUGGCUGGGGAUGCCUGCUGCGGUCGUUUCUUCUGUUGGCCUCCUUGUUUGGGGCUUCUCUAUCGAUAAACACUGGCAUUGGAUGACUGGACAGGUCGCGUUCUUCCUUUACUCGCUCGGGUUGCAGAUGGGCAACACUACCUUGUCUGCCUAUAUCGUGGACAACUACCCUAGCCAUGCGAACGAGGUCAUAACCUUCUACACCGUUUGGAUCAACAUGUCCGCGUUCAUCAUUCCAUGGUUCAUCUUUCCAUGGGUCGAAGACUCAGGCUACACCCUCUCGUUCGCUGCACAAGCCAUCAUCUGCACCUUCGGACUCAUCCCGGCGUAUCUGUUACUCCUGAAGUAUGGACCACGGAUGCGCGCCAAGAGACCGAUGUAUAUGAAGCGUGUGGACGGCGUCGAGGACCUUGGCGUUGGUGUUGUGAGGGAGGAAGAUGUGACGCGUGAGGCUGUGACUGGAAUGGCGAAGUGA